AUGGACCUGGACCUGGACCUGGGCCUUGACCUGGACCUGGAUCUGGACAUGGACCUGGACCUGGACCUGGGCCUAGACCUGGACCUGUACCUAGACCUGGACUUGGACCUGGACCUGUACCUAGAGCUGGACCUGGGCCUAGACCUGGACCUGUACCUAGACCUGGACCUGGACCUGGACCUGGGCCUGGGCCUAGACCUGGACCUGUACCUAGACCUGGACCUGGACCUGGACCUGGGCCUAGACCUGGACCUGUACCUAGACCUGGACCUGGACCUGGACCUGGACCUGGGCCUAGACCUGGACCUGGGCCUAGACCUGGAUCUGGACCUGGACCUGGACCUGGGCCUAGACCUGGACCUGGACCUGGACCUGGACCUGGACCUGGGCCUAGACCUGGACCUGGACCUGGACCUGGACCUGGACCUGGGCCUGGACCUGGACCUGGACCUGGGCCUGGACCUGGACCUAGACCUGGACCUGGACCUGGACCUGGACCUGGGCCUAGACCUGGACCUGGGAGCGGUCUUUCCCACAGUGUUUGUAUGA
Messenger RNA from Knipowitschia caucasica, 549 nucleotides. NCBI's taxonomy places the organism in Eukaryota, Metazoa, Chordata, Actinopteri, Gobiiformes, Gobiidae. The record is from the annotation of a GenBank genome assembly.